Messenger RNA from Fraxinus pennsylvanica, 1059 nucleotides. Lineage: Eukaryota; Viridiplantae; Streptophyta; Magnoliopsida; Lamiales; Oleaceae. The record is from the annotation of a GenBank genome assembly.
AUGGUUAAUGUCGAAAACCCCAUAAUUGUUGAGCAAAAUUACUGUCCCGAUGACCAAAAUUGCCAUAAUCAGGGAAGAUACUUGCUCUGCACUGCAACUUUAGCCGUCCAGUCAUUCAAAAACCCGGCCUUAACACUUCACAUUGAUGGCACUCUUGUAGCUCCAUCUAAUUAUAACGUCAUUGGAAAUUCUGGUACCUGGAUAAAUUUCCAAAGAGUAACGGGAGUUUCCGUCAUUGGUGGAACCCUAGAUGGCCAAGGGGCUAAUUUGUGGGCUUGCAAAAAUUCCGGCAAGAGUUGUCCAACCGGAGCAACGACACUGGCAUUCUACAAUUCAAAAAACAUCAUGAUCAAUGGAUUAUCUUCAAUAAACAGCCAGAAGUUCCACAUUCUGGUUUAUGGAAGCCAAAACGCCAAGCUGGUGGGAGUGAAGGUUUCAGCGCCAGGAAACAGCCCGAACACAGAUGGAAUUCAUGUGGAGAAAUCCACAGGUGUCACAAUUAUGAACUCAAAAAUAGGCACCGGCGAUGACUGUAUCUCUAUAGGCCCCGGCACCUCCAACCUGUGGAUCGAAAACGUUGCCUGCGGCCCUGGCCAUGGAAUAAGCAUUGGGAGUCUAGGGUGGGAACUACAAGAACCUGGAGUGCAAAAUGUGACAGUUAAGUCAGCUACAUUUACAGGAACACAAAAUGGGGUGAGGGUGAAGACAUGGGCCAGGCCAAGCAAGGGGUUUGUUAAAUAUGUUCUUUACCAGCAUCUUGUAAUGGUUAACGUCGAAAACCCAAUAAUUAUUGACCAAAAUUAUUGUCCCAAUCACCAAAAUUGUCCUCAUCAGGUUUCGGGUGUAAAGAUUAGUGAUAUAACUUAUCAAGACAUACAUGGGAGUUCGGCAACCGAAAUUGCAAUGAAGUUUGACUGCAGUAAAGGAAAUCCAUGCAGUGAUAUUAACUUGGAAGACGUUAAGCUGACCUACAAAAAUGAACCGGCUCAUUCUUCAUGCAUUAAUGCCGAUGGGAAGACUUCUGGUUUAGUUCAACCCAACAACUGCUUGUAUAAUUAG